Messenger RNA from Pleurotus ostreatus (oyster mushroom), 3201 nucleotides. RefSeq lists its product as uncharacterized. Lineage: Eukaryota; Fungi; Basidiomycota; Agaricomycetes; Agaricales; Pleurotaceae. The record is from RefSeq and is a predicted model, not a curated record. The coding region runs from base 1 to 3201 and encodes 1066 amino acids. The transcript is spliced from 32 exons. Gene Ontology annotation, molecular function: ATP-dependent chromatin remodeler activity; hydrolase activity, acting on acid anhydrides, in phosphorus-containing anhydrides; zinc ion binding.
AUGAAUACGGAGAUACGGUUCAGUGGAGGCAUUGGGACUUUGGCUGCUAUUCCACUGGGAAAUUUCCAUGGGCUCAACAACUUAAGCUCUGUCGAUCAACAGAAGGUUCAGCGUGCUAUCGCACUGCGCCGGGUAGAGCCAUCGAACGUUUCCCGCACACCUGCUAAGGCAUCCAAGGCCCCCACCGUCAUUGACCUUACACAAAAAAAACGAAAGGCGCCGCUAGAGGAAGUAUCGUCUAAUGCCCAAGCCUCCAGCUCGAAUCAGCCUACCUUGACUCAAGACGUCGAAGAGGCAGAGGAGCCUGUUGAAGAUGUCCGCGAGGACUUAUAUUGUACCAUGACGACGAAUGUCGUGGGUAUACAGUAUUAUACAGGCCUUGUGGGCUCCGGUGAAGAGGCUGUCCUGAGACGGGAACCUGAGAAUAAGUACGACCGCAAUGCCAUUCAAGUGAAGAACAUGGCAGGGCAGCAAGUUGGACACCUGCCUCGCCAGGUCGCAGCGAAGCUUGCUCCUUUAAUGGACAGAGCUUUGGUGACCCCAGAGAACCUUACAAAUGUGUAUUUAUACUCGUGCAGCACCCUCAAAAUCUAUGCUGCGGCGGAUAAACGAGACUUACUCGAGCCGAUGCUGAUCUGGGCGACGCCGGGACAAAGAGGCUUCACUUCGCGCAUGAGGGCUCCUCCACCCAGCUCGGGUCCUUCGAACGUGCCGCCCCCCGCAAAACAGGCGGCACAGGCGGCAAAAAACACGGAGGCUCAAAAGUCUGCCGAAUUGGCCCAACUCUUGCAGGGUAUAGAAAAGGUAGAUGAUGACAAGAGACGUUCUGCAGUUCUCGACGUAGUCUGCUCGGUGGAAGAUAUCCUAGAACUCCCCCUCUACCCCAGUCCUCCAAGUAUCGAGUCUGGAGAGUUAUAUGUGAACCUAUUGAAGCAUCAAAGUCAAGGUCUUCUGUGGUGCCUUCAGCACGAAAAUCCGAUUCUGCCAAAGAAGGAAACCGAUAAACCAGUUCAGAUGUGGCAACUUCGCAAGAUUGAUAACAAGAAAUCCAUUUACUACAACCUUGCGGCACACACUCCCAGAGCCCUUGACUCGCCGCCAGCCUUGGGAAGAGGCGGUCUCUGUGCUGAUUCCAUGGUGAGCUGGACCAGUGGCAAAACACUGACCAUGCUUGCGCUUAUCGUUGCGACUAGAAAAGAUAAACUGACAAACUUCUCCAAGAGCACUUUGAUCGUUGUCCCUCUUUCCAUCAUGUCCAAUUGGGAGAAACAAAUCAAAGAUCAUGUUGUUCCCGGUACGCUGAGUAAUUCUUUGUACUACGGCGCUGGUCGAUCCUUGAGCGCUAAGGACCUUUCUGGAUAUGACGUAGUCAUCACAACAUAUCAAGUCCUCACUGGCGAGCACGAUUUGUCGGCCGGUGAUGGGCCCAGCAAGAAGAAGCAGAGGAAAGACAGAAGUCUUUUCGACGUAAAAUGGAAGAGGGUCAUUUUAGAUGAAGGGCAUAACAUAAGAAACCCGAAAACGAAGAUGGCUAGAGCCGCUUGUGCACUCAAUGCUGAGAGACGCUGGGUUUUAUCUGGGACACCUAUUAUCAAUUCUCCGAAGGAUCUGGGCUCGAUGCUUACCUUCCUUAGAGUGUGCCAGCCAUUGGAUGACGAAGACUUUUUCAAACGGCUCCUCCUUAGGCCUUUGAAAAAUGGCCUCCCAUCCGGCUCCGAGCUUCUUAGAUCUCUUAUGUCACAAAUGUGUAUCAGACGAACCAAAGAAAUGCAAGACAAAAAUGGGAACUAUCUUGUUCCUCUCCCACCGGUGGAGAUGCUCGUUGUUCAAGUAAAAUUGACCGACGAAGCUAGAGCUUUGUACGACGAAGCUGAGCGACGUGUCGCCGACCGCGUUCAAAAGCUCAUGAAUUCCACCACUACCAGCUUUGCACAGUCGCACGUCUUGGGGCUCUUGACACGUUUACGACAGCUUGCUCUUCAUCCCAAUCUGAUCCCUCGCAGCUUCCUCGAGGAACUGAGACGAAGUGACCUCGAAGACGAGGACAAGCCUUCCAUCGAACUCACUCCUGACCUUCGCGUGCGCUUGCAAUCGGUGCUAGCUCAGGCAAUCGAAGACAAUGAAGAGUGUGCCGUGUGUUUUGAUGUCCUAUCAGAACCUCGGAUCACACCCUGUGCACAUUGCUUCUGCCUGGCUUGUAUCACCGAAGUUAUAUCCAGAGAUCCCAAAUGUCCAAUGGAUCGCCGCCUUCUACGCCAGAAUGAUCUCGUAGCUCCUCUCCCACCCACAGACGCUCUUGACUUAGUGGAAGAAGAAAGUGUCAUGUCGGAGGGUCGCUCUGCGAAGAUCGAACAAUUAGUCCAUCUUCUUACCCUUACACCGGCAGGAGAGAAAUCAAUUGUUUUCUCCCAGUUUACUUCGUUCUUGGACAAGAUUGCGGAGGCGUUCGAAGAAAACGACAUUUCGUACGUUAGGUUCGACGGGAAGAUGUCUGCUCAGAAGCGCGAGGAAACUAUCGCUCGGUUUUCGGUACCCCUUGAAGAGGGAGCGGAGCCUGAACAAGCGUCGUCCACCCAAGUAUCAUCCACCAGGAGGCGCCCCAGGGCUUCGCAAAGGACUAUAAACGACGAUGCCGACGUUAGCGUGGCAGUCGUCGACGAUAAUUUCGUUCCAGGCGAUGACGAUGACGAUGAUUUCGUAGAGUCUGACGACGAUACUGCUUUCACCAGCAAAAAGAAGGGCAAAGGCAAAGCAAAGCAGAGGAAGACAUCGUCGACACGGGUGUUCUCAGGAGUCAAUCCCAAGGUUAUGCUUAUCUCUUUGAAGGCUGGGGCUCUUGGUUUGAAUUUGACAGUCGCCAAUAACGUUUAUCUCAUGGAUCCAUGGUGGCAGGAAGGAAUAGAGAGCCAAGCCAUUGAUAGAUGCAACAGGAUUGGGCAAAAGAAGAAUGUCCACGUUUAUCAACUUAUUGCCGAGAAUACUGUUGAAUCAAAGGUUCUAGAAAUACAAGAGCGCAAAAAGAAACUCAUCAAGGAGGUAAACAUGCGGGAUACUUUCUUUGUUGUACCAGAUAAUAAACUGUUACCUGAUAGGCUUUCUCUGGAACCAAAACGAAAGAAACUCAGCGCCAGAAGAAGGAAGCUAGGCUUCAAGACCUCGUCGAACUUUUCGGUGUCAGACAGCAAGAGGCGUUCGCAUUGA